Molecule: messenger RNA, 2061 nt
Organism: Alternaria arborescens
Lineage: Eukaryota; Fungi; Ascomycota; Dothideomycetes; Pleosporales; Pleosporaceae
Exons: 3
Coding region: 1-2061 (686 amino acids)
Source: RefSeq, a predicted model, not a curated record
AUGGAUAAGCUGAAGUCCAAGACGCGUUCGGCGCGCAACAGACUCGCCGAAGCGACAUCGUCGGGCUCAGGUACGGGCGAGCUGCAUGUUCCACACCAAUCUCUGCCACCCCACGAGAACUCCAGUACCCAUGCUGUCAACGAAGGCUUCCAGAGCGUCGAGCCUGGGACCAAUGCGCAGGACUUCGGAACACCAGCAGGCCAGCCAACACGACAACCUGUCAUCGAACCGCCUACCUCGCUAGAGUCAUCCAUUGACGCUGGCCAACAUGUCCCCAAGCCUACGAGGGCGAGCGAUCCCUCAUCGCAUGUUACGUACAGUACUCUUGCUGCACAACGAGCAAGAAGCAGCUCUGCGCCAACUAGACCCCAGCAAUACCCACGACGGCCCCAAGCCUACCGUCAAGCCAGUAUUGGUAUUCGGCGUAUACCCUCCUCUAACGCCCUGAGACAAGCAGCACAGAAUCACAAUGCCGCCUCAACAAUAAGAUCAAGUACGCCUCUACCUGCACUGGACGAAGAACAAGAGCUGGGACAGUUCUCCUCCUCCAACGGGAGUCAGUCGACCCUCACGAACCCUGAGCCAGAUCGAAGUCGACUGCGGAAGGUCAAGAGCGCAAUACAGACCAGGAUACCUUUCUGGGGCAACAAGGAGGAGGAAAAGUCACCGACAACGAGUGCCCAUGCUGCUGCACCGGAAGACGAUAUGUCGUCCAACUACACCUCUGGCAUGGUCGACGUCCUCGAUACCAUCGAUCCUGAGGUUGCGACGCUUACUUCUUUGACAAACAUGCAGAAUUCGCUUUUCAUUCCCAAUCUACCCUGGCUCAACCGUCGGCCGACGUACAACCUACGUCGACGGAAGAGCGAGACUGAGAGUCUAGAAGAGAUCAACCGCAUCCUAGAACCGGCCCGUGCUGCUCAGGCACAGGAGCAAGCGGCUCCAAGACUUCAGCGUUCGCCAACUGAAGCUACUACGACGACUAUGAUGACGAUAGAUUCGCAGCUCACUGAGUCUCGCUUCGCUGUGCUUCCCGAAGAGGCUGACUUGUCUGGCUGGAGUGUCGAGGACAAGAAGGAGGUCAACGACCAUGUCCGACAUAUGCUUCACUCACGACGAUCCAAGAUGAAGCGCUCUCUGAAAGGGUUCGGACAGUAUGUCAGGAGACCUCUUGGCUUCCUUGUCACUCUCUACGCGACCCUCAUCACCCUGUUCGGUCUGGCCUGGGUGCUUUUCCUCAUCGGCUGGGUCAAUGUCGGUGGCCAACAAAUCUACGUCGUCCACGUCAUUGACAGUGUCCUUGUUGCCCUUUUCGCUGUUGUGGGAGAUGGUCUCGCACCCUUCCGUGCCGUAGAUACCUACCACAUGAUUUACAUCGCUCACUACCACCACUUCACCUGGUCGCGCCGUAAGAAGGAGAUGCUUCCCGAACUUACCGAUCAUAACGACCUUCCUGCCGAACACGCUCCUGUGUCUGGACCCCGUGUCGUAGACCCAGCAGAUCCUGAGAAGCAGUGGGAAUUCACCGUUUUGACGCCCAGGCAACAGGAGAAGCUGGAACACCACCAGGAGAAGUUCUGCAAAUCUCACUCUUUCUACAAACCCCACGAGACAGAGACCCAUUACGCCUUCCCUCUUCGUUUCCUCGUUGCUAUCGUCGUCCUUCUGGACUGCCACUCUCUACUCCAGAUCUCUCUCGGCGCGUGCACAUGGGGUAUUUACUACAAACACCGUCCUUUCGCCAUCACCACCGUCAUUCUCUGUUGCUCCAUCACCUGCAAUGCCACAGCCGGUCUACUGAUUUGGUUGGGUGACAAGAAAACCCGCAAGAAGGACGUGCUAGAGCGCAUGAACAGACAGGAGCUGACCGAGGAGGCCAUCAAAGAAGUAGAAAAGAAGAAGCAGAAGGAGAAAGAAAGAGAAAGCGAGGGCGAGUCUAGCGGUGCAGACGAAGGCAGGGACAGGGAGGCAAGGAGAAUUAGUCUUGAUGCUUUCAGGCCAGGGAGGAAGAGUAUGGACAGGAACAGAGAGAAGAAGCAGAGUCUGGGUGCGUAUCCCUGA